Molecule: messenger RNA, 8151 nt
Organism: Acanthopagrus latus (yellowfin seabream)
Lineage: Eukaryota; Metazoa; Chordata; Actinopteri; Spariformes; Sparidae
Product: protein NLRC3-like
Exons: 10
Coding region: 4067-7072 (1001 amino acids)
Molecular function (GO): protein binding
Source: RefSeq, a predicted model, not a curated record
AGGUUUCAAAAUCAAUUGGUCAAGAUCAGCUUUGCUGCCUUUGAAUGAAGCAGCCAAGACCUCUGCUUUACUUUCCAAUAUUCCCUCAGUGACACAUUUUAAAUACCUGGGCAUUGACAUAUUUUCUUACAUCUUAUUGUGAAGCACAAUUAAACUGAGACACUGAACAAAGUCUUGGGUGAUUUAGAAGGAUGGGCCAGCUUGCCCAACUCCUUCCAGGCACAUAUUUCUAUUGUCAAAAUGAAUGUAGAGCCCAGAAUGAAUUUUGUCAGCUCCAUGGUUCCCCUCUCUCCCCCUGCUGGAUACUGGGGUAACCGUCAUGUGGCUGUUUCAAAAUUCAUAUGGAAUGGGAAGAGACUUAGGCACUCAGUGGAAAGGAUUUGUGAAAUAUCUUGCAGAUGCCACCUGCAGUCUCCAAUUUUUAAUAAUAAAGGUUUACUGAUCGGGGCCUGUCACCUACUCUCAGUAGGGAAAAGUGAGGGAUACAGUUUUGGGUAAUAUUUUCGGCUGAGAUGGUUUACGCUUCUUUCAAGACAAUAAGAACAGCUUCAAUCUACCAGGCACUUCCUUCUUUUAAUUUACAGCUGGGAGCAGCUCUUAAAGCACACUGUAUACCUUGGCAGCACCUGCUGCCAGAUCAGCAGUUCAUCAAUCUAACAGCUUGUGGAAGGAAGCUGUUGAUAAGUCUGUUAUUUCAACCUUUAUGACCAGAACUGUUUUCCUGAUGGUAGCAGUUCACAGAAUGUGUGGAGAAGGUGGGAGGCGUCCCUGAUGAUGUUCAGUGCUCCUGCAUUGGCUUUGGAGGAGCUCAUGGACAGAGGGGAGGGAAACUCCGAUGACCCUCUCAGCUCCUCUCACUAUUCUGUGCAGGUCCUAAUUGUUCGACAUACUGCAACUGGAGUACCAUGUUGAGAUACAAUACGUCACUCUCAAACACCACUGUAGAAAGUCCUGAGGAUGCUGGUGGGGAAAGAGGCUUGUUUCAGCUUCCUCAGUGUCUGCUGGGCCCAUUUCGUGAUCCCUGAGGUGUUUUCAUUCCAGCUUAGGUCCUGUGAGAUCUGCACCCGAGGAACUUGAUGUUCUCCACUCUCUCCACUGUGCGGCCACUGAUGCUGAGAAAAGCAUGCUCUGGCUGAGAUCUCCGGAAGUCGAUGAUCAUCUCCUUUGUUUUGUCCGCAUUGAGCACCAGAUUAUUUUCUUUGCAAUAACCCUCUGGUCUCCCUGUGGUGUCAUCCGUAAACUUGAUGAUCAGGUUCCCCUCAUGUCUGGAUGCACAGUCUUGUGUUAGCAGUGUAAACAACAAUGGACAGAGUACACAGCCUUGAGAAGAUCAAGUGCUCAGCAUGAUGGAGUUGGAAGUGUUGUUUCCAACACGGAAAGACUGAGGUCUCUUUGUCAGAAAGUGCUGAGUUUCUCCAUUAGUUUCUGAGGGAUGAUGGUAUUGAAUGCUGAGCUGAAAUCAAUGUACAGGAUUCUGGCAUCGUGGUGUCUUUCUGGUCCAGAUGAGUGAUGACAGUGUGCAAAGUGGUGGAUAUUGCAACCUCUGUGGAGCAGUUGGGAUGAUAAGCAAACUGAUAUGGGUCAUGUGAUGCAGGGAGGCUGGCUAUGAUGUGUGGUUUGACAAGCCGCUCAAAACACUCCAUCACAAUUGGUGUCAGUGUGACGGCGCGGUAGUCGUUCAGACAGGAUACAACUGAUUUCUUUGCUACUGGUACUAUAGUGGAUGUUUUGAAGCAUCGGGGGACAACGGCCUGACUGAGGGAAUGUCUGGAAAGACAUAUGGGAAAGAGACAACACAACACAAUACCGAUACCCAGUGGUUAGUGGACCUAAGGGCUGACAACAGCAACAGCCCAGAACAAGAACCAGUAACCAUCCCAGAAAAGAACCAGUAACCAUCUCAAUGACAGACAUCCAAGAAAGAGUGUCAAAGAUGAAGAGCUGGACAGCCCUGUACCAGGCCCUGAUAUGAUCCAUACAUACUGGCUGAAGAAGCUAACUGCAUUCCAUGAACACCUGCUGAGGGAUGGCACCCACCCAGGGUGGCUAAUCCAGGGCAGGACAGUCCUAAUCAUGAAGGACCCCCCGAAGGGACCCAUCCCAUCCUGUCUCUGCACAACAUGGAAGGCCCUGUCAGACAUCAUUGUGGCAAAAAUGAGUAAGCAUGUGGCUCAAUACAUGAGCGAGGCACAGAAAGGAAUUGGCAGUAACACCAGAGGAGCCAAGCACCAGCUACUGAUUGAUAGAACAGUCGCCCGAGACUGUAAGAAGAGACAGACCAACCUGUGCACUGCCUGGAUUGACAAGAAUUGACUGGAAUGUCUGGAACUGUAUAAGAUCAACAGGAUCCUAAGGGCCUUUAUCCAGAACUCGAUGGAAAUGUGGAAGACAACCCUAGAGGCCAAUUCAAAGCCGAUUGCCCGAGUCAACAUCAAGUGCGGCAUCAAGAAUCACCACUGCUGUUCUGCAUAGGCCAUAACCCCCUCAGUCAAAUCAUCACGAAUAUCAUCACCGAUUCUGUAGUGGGGCAACAAUCAGCCAUCUGCUCUACAUGGAUAACAUCAAGCUGUAUGCCAGGAGUGAGCGAGAAAUAGACUCACUGAUCCACACCACCAGGAUCUACAGCGAUGACAUAGGGAUGUCAUUCGGAUUGGACAAAUACCUACACAAGUAGUUUGGCAUCCCACAGGCUAAUGGAAACCAUGAAGAGGCCACAUGGAAGUCAACCACAGCCAAAUACCUCCAGAGAGUAAGGCAGGUCCUGAAAAGUCACCCUGAGGCUAUACACUAAGCGGAAAGAGGGAGGCUGAGGGCUGGUGAGCAUCAAGGCCACGAUCCAGGAUGAAACAACGAAAAUUCGAGAAUACAUUUUUUUUUAAAAAUGGCCCUGAAGGAUGGACUGCUAAGUGAAUGUCUCAGGCAACAGAACCCUGAUGAGAGUGCAGAGGAGGAGGAGCAGACAACCUAGAGCAACAAGCCCCUACAUGGCAUGUACCACCGUCAGAUAGAAGUGGCUGAUAUCAAGAAAUCCUACCAGUGGCUGGAAAAUGCAGGACUGACAGACAGCACAGAGGCACUAAUCAUGGCAGCACAAGAACCAUAGAGGCCAGGAUCUACCAGAAUAGAUCAGACCCAAGAUGUAGACUGUGCAAAGAAGCCCCUGAGACAGUCCAGCACUUAGUAACAGGGUGUAAGAUGCUAGCUGGAUCAGCGUACAUGGAGAGGCACAACCAAGUGGCGCGGAUAGUACACAGGAACAUCUGCAACCAGUAUGGAAUAGAAGUACCCAAAUCGCAAUGGGCCAUACCACAGAAGGUGGCUGAGAACAACAGGGCCAAGGUUCUGUGGGACUUCAGCUUCCAGACUGACAAACAGCUCCUGGCUAACCAACCAGACAUAGCGGUGGUGGACCAAAAGCAGAAGAGGGUGGUGGUGAUAGAUGUGGUGAUCCAAGCUGACGCCAACAUCAGGAAGAAGGAACACGAGAAACUUGAGAAGUACCAAGGUUUGAGAGAGCAGCUGGAACGGAUAUGUGGAAGGCCAAGGCUAGCGUGGUCCCCGUGGUAGUGGGGGGACUCAGUGCAGUAACCCCCAAACUGGGAGAGUGGCUCCAACAGAUCCCAGGAACAACAUCUGAAGCCUCAGUCCAGAAGAGUGCAGUCCUAGGAACAGCCAAGAUACUGCGCAGAACCCUCAAACUCCCAGGCCUCUGGUAGAGGACCCAAGCUUGAGGAUGACACAGAUACCACCCCACCAAGACUUGGACCCUGAAGUUAUGAGGAUGUUACGGUGUCCUCAGAUCAGAUGCACACAGACACCAGGACUGACCAGGAAGAAACGAGCAGCUUCUUUUCUCCCAGUGUUUCCUCCACACAUGAAGCUGGAAAGUGUCUGUAGGUUGACCUGAGACUUGGACUCUGAAGUUAUGAGGAUGUGACGGCGUCUUCAGAUCAGAUGCACACAGACACCAGGACUGACCAGGAAGAAACGAGCAGCUUCUUUUCUCCCAGUGUUUCCUCCAACGUGAAGCUGGAAAGUGUCUGUAGGUUGACCUGAGGGAGGGCAGAUGGCGACACUUAAACGGGAAAUCUUAAGAACUUUAGAGGAUUUGGAAGAGGACGACUUUAAGAAAUUCAAGUGGCACCUUCAGGGAGUCCUGGAGGGCUUCCCAGUAAUCCCAAAAUGUCGUCUGGAGAAAGCAAACAGGAUGGAAACAGUGGAUCAGAUGAUGCAGACCUACCGUAAAAACACCAUCAAAGUGACCAGAAUGGUUUUGAGAGAAAUUAAUCAGAAUGUUCUGUGGGAGAAAUUAUCAAACAUCUCGGAACCAACAGAAACGUCAUUAAACAAAGAGAUUCUAACUGCGUGCCAGCGUAAACUCAAAACCAACCUGAGGAAGAGGUUUCAACAUGUCUUUGAGAAAAUCACAAAAGCAGGAAGUUCAAUACCGCUGAAUGAGAUCUACACUGAGAUCUAUGUCGUCAUGGAAGAAACAGGAGAGGUCAACAUGGAACAUGAGGUCAGACUGAUUGAAACUAUAACCUGGAAACCAGACAGACCAAAAACAACAAUCAGACAAGAAGACAUCUUUAAAGCCUCAACUGGAGGAGAUGAACCAAUCAGAACAAUGAUGACAAAGGGAAUGGCUGGCAUCGGGAAAACAGUCUUAACACAGAAGUUCAUUCUGGACUGGGCUGAAGACAAAGACAACCAGGACAUACAGUUCACAUUUCCAUUCACUUUCAGAGAGCUGAAUGUGCUGAAAGAGAAAAAGUUCAGCUUGGUGGAACUUGUUCAUUACUUCUUCACUGAAACCAAAGACGCAGGUAUCUGCAGGUUUGAAGAGUUCCAGGUUGUGUUCAUCUUUGAUGGUCUGGAUGAGUGUCGACUUCCUCUGGACUUCCACAACACUGAGAUCCUGACUGAUAUUACAGAGUCCACCUCAGUGACUGUGCUGCUGACAAACCUCAUCAGGGGGAAACUGCUUCCCUCUGCUCGCCUCUGGAUAACCACACGACCUGCAGCAGCCAAUCAGAUCCCUCCUGAGUGUGUUGACAUGGUGACAGAGGUCAAAGGGUUCACUGACUCACAGAAGGAGGAGUACUUCAGGAAGAGAUUCAGAGAUGAGGAGCAGGCCAGCAGAAUCAUCUCCCACAUCAAGAUAUCACGAAGCCUCCACAUCAUGUGCCACAUCCCAGUCUUCUGCUGGAUCACUGCUACAGUUCUGGAGGACAUGUUUAAAACCAGAGAGGGAGGAGAGCUGCCCAAGACCCUGACUCAGAUGUACAUCCACUUCCUGGUGAUUUUGUACAAACUGAAGAACAUCAAGUACGAUGGAAAGUCUGAGAGAGAUUCACACUGGACUCCAGAGAGCAGGGAGAUGAUUGAGUCUCUGGGAAAACUGGCUUUUGAGCAGCUGCUGAAAGGAAACCUGAUCUUCUAUGAAUCAGACCUGAGAGAGUGUGGCAUCGAUAUCAGAGCAGCCUCAGUGUACUCAGGAUUGUUCACAGAGAUCUUUAAAGAGGAGAGUGGACUGUACCAAGACAAGGUGUUCUGCUUCAUCCAUCUGAGUGUUCAGGAGUUUCUGGCUGCUCUUCAUGUCCAUCUGACGUUCAUCAACUCUGACAUCAAUCUGCUGGAAGAAAGAAAACAAAGCUCCUGGUUUUCUAAAAUACUUAGAAUUAAACCUAAACCUACAGAUCUCUACCAGAAUGCUGUGGACAAGGCCUUACAGAGUCCAAAUGGACACCUGGACUUGUUCCUCCGCUUCCUCCUGGGUUUUUCACUGGAGACCAAUCAGAAUCUCCUACGAGGUCUGCUGACACAGGCAGAAAGUAGCUCAGAGACCAAUCAGGAAACAGUCCAGUACAUCAAGAAGAAGAUCAGUGAGAAUCUGUCUCCAGAGAAAAGCAUCAAUCUGUUCCACUGUCUGAAUGAACUGAAUGAUGGUUCUCUAGUGGAGGAGAUCCAACAGUACCUGAGAUCAGGAAGUCUCUCCACAGAUAAACUGUCUUCUGCUCAGUGGUCAGCUCUGGUCUUCAUCUUACUGUCAUCAGAAAAAGAUCUGGAUGUGUUUGACCUGAAGAAAUACUCUGCUUCAGAGGAGGCUCUUCUGAGGCUGCUGCCAGUGGUCAAAGCCUCCAACAAAGCUCAGCUGAGUGGCUGUAAUCUGUCAAAGAGAAGCUGUGAAGCUCUGUCCUCAGUUCUCAGCUCCCAGUCCUCUAGUUUGAGAGAGUUGGACCUGAGUAACAACGACCUGCAGGAUUCAGUCGAUGUUGAUGAACAGACUCGACAUCUACUGUCAGGCUGUCUGAUCACAGAGGAGGGCUGUUCUUCUCUGGCCUCAGCUCUGAGCUCCAACCCCUCUCAUCUGAGAGAGCUGGACCUGAGCUAUAAUCAUCCAGGAGACUCAGGAGUGAAGCUUCUGACUGCUGGACGGGAGGAUCCAGACUGGAGACUGGAAACUCUCAGGUUGGACCAUGGUGGAGAACAGAGACUGAAACCUGGUCUGAAGAAGUAUUUCUGUGAACUCACAGUCGACACAAACACAGUGAACAAAGACCUCAAACUGUCUGACAACAAGAAAGUGACAUAUAUGAAAGAGAAGCAGCCAUAUCCUGAUCAUCCAGAGAGAUUUGACUUCAGGUCUCAGCUGCUGUGUAGAACUGGUCUGACUGGUCGCUGUUACUGGGAGGUCGAGUGGAGAGGAGAGGUUGAUGUAGCAGUGACUUACAGAGGAAUCAGCAGAAGAGGAGUCAGAGCAGACUCUGCGUUCGGAUGGAACGAUCUGUCCUGGAGGCUGUACUGCUCUGAUGAUCAUGGUUACUCUGUCAAUCACAAUAACAGAAAGACAGUCCUCUCCUCCUCCUCCUCCUCCUCCUCCUCCUCCUCCUCCUCCUCUGGUAGAGUAGCAGUGUAUGUGGACUGUCCUGCUGGCACUCUGUCCUUCUACAGAGUCUCCUCUGACUCACUGAUCCACCUCCACACCUUCAACACCACAUUCACUGAACCUCUUUAUCCUGGGUUUGGGUUCUGGAGAUAUGACUCCUCAGUGUUUCUGUGUUCAGUGUAGGAGGAAGAGUCUCCUCCUGUGAACACGAACACAGUACUGACUGAAGACGACUGCUGAAAUGUGUCCUCUGUGAGACACAAACCACUUCAGUUCAUAUCGUUUCUGUAUCUACUUUAUCACUUUGGGAUUCAUUUUGUUGUGAUGAAACGAGUCGUGGUCAAAUGUCCUCAUUUGGUUUUGUCAUCAGAGCUCAGUGACUCAGCUGUUGAGCUCUCAUAUGUAUCUUCUUAUUGUGACAGCUAUAAAUUGUGUCCAGCUCCUAUGAUUCACAUGCUUUGGUUGUGUCCUGACCCUAACCCUGACAGCAGUUUGAGUGUAAAAUCAGAGGAAGAUUCCUUGUAUUUGAAUAUUUACAGUGCUGUUUCAUUGACCUGUCUGUUAGCCCGUCAGCUCCUGCUGUUAAAGUGGGAAAAUGCCAACAGGUAAAUAAGAGAUCAUCUCAUUUUCCAUAAGAGAAACUGUGACCACUGGAGGGCAGACAUGUCAGGUACUCUACUGAAGCUUAUGUGUGUCUGGAUACUUCUUCUGUACAGAACUUCAAUAGAGAGAGUCAGGUCAGGGUCAGGGAGAACAUCAUGUUCUGGUUCUGUCACCACAAACUCAGCUGGAAAAUGUCCCAACAUCUUGUUGAAAAUAUCCAGCGGUUUCAUGCUCACAGAUGUUGAAACGCAGACAUGAACUGUGGUCUCUGACUUCACAGAGCUGCAACACCAGCAUCCCCUCCACCUCCUGACAUGACAGUCAGUUCAGAUACAUGUAAUGUGAAUAUGAUGACAUGCACUGAUAAACGUUAAGUGCCAAUCUUUUAGUCUGGUGACUGGGCUGCACACACACAAUAUAAUCACUUCAUUUAUAAAGAAUUUAAGUGUCUGGGUCUUUAUGAACGACUAUAUGUGAACUGAUUUUAUCAGCAGAAAAUGAUGAAAUGAUCUAUGUGUCUUUUUUGCUUUGAUAAUUUUUACGAUGCGUUCUCUUGCAAUACUUCUGAGGAAUACAAACCAAAUUACAAGGUGACUCAAAAGUAGUCCUAAAAGCACUCUGUUCAUGACCCUUAGAGGUGUGAUAUAAUGUAAGUGUCA